Molecule: messenger RNA, 1132 nt
Organism: Triticum dicoccoides
Lineage: Eukaryota; Viridiplantae; Streptophyta; Magnoliopsida; Poales; Poaceae
Product: alpha/beta-gliadin-like
Exons: 1
Coding region: 77-970 (297 amino acids)
Molecular function (GO): nutrient reservoir activity
Source: RefSeq, a predicted model, not a curated record
UCCUUCCUCAUCCAUCAUUCUCAUAAGUAGAGCGCAUCAUUUAAGCCAAGCAAGCUGUGGUCAAUACAAAUCCACCAUGAAGACGUUUCUCAUCCUUGCCCUCCUUACUAUCGUGGCGACCACCGCCACAACUGCAGUUAGAGUUCCAGUGCCACAAUUGCAGCCACAAAAUCCAUCUCAGCAACAGCCACAAGAGCAAGUUCCAUUGGUACAACAACAACAAUUUCUAGGGCAGCAACAACCAUUUCCACCACAACAACCAUAUCCACAGCCACAACCAUUUCCAUCACAACAACCAUAUCUGCAGCUGCAACCAUUUCCACAGCCGCAACUACCAUAUUCGCAACCACAACCAUUUCGACCACAACAACCAUAUCCACAACCGCAACCACAGUAUUCGCAACCACAACAACCAAUUUCACAGCAGCAGCAGCAGCAGCAACAACAACAACAACAACAACAACAACAACAACAACAACAACAACAACAACAACAAGAAGAACAACAAAUCCUUCAACAAAUUUUGCAACAACAACUGAUUCCAUGCAUGGAUGUUGUAUUGCAGCAACACAACAUAGCGCAUGGAAGAUCACAAGUUUUGCAACAAAGUACUUACCAGCUGUUGCAAGAAUUGUGUUGUCAGCACCUAUGGCAGAUCCCUGAGCAGUCGCAGUGCCAGGCCAUCCACAAUGUUGUUCAUGCUAUUAUUCUGCAUCAACAACAAAAACAACAACAACAACUAUCGAGCCAGGUCUCCUUCCAACAGCCUCAGCAACAAUAUCCAUUAGGCCAGGGCUCCUUCCGGCCAUCUCAGCAAAACCCACAGGCCCAGGGCUCUGUCCAGCCUCAACAACUGCCCCAGUUCGAGGAAAUAAGGAACCUAGCGCUACAGACGCUACCUGCAAUGUGCAAUGUCUACAUCCCUCCAUAUUGCACCAUCGCGCCAUUUGGCAUCUUCGGUACUAACUGAGAAGAAAAUAACUCUAGUACUAGAUAUAUGAAACACCGUUUUCUUAGUCCAUGGUUUGGUCGUUGUAGCGGUGAAAAAAUAAGGUGACAUGCACUAUCAUGUAAGAACCCGAACUAUACUAGUUCAAACUUGGGAAUAAAAGACAAACACAGGUCUUGUCUA